Messenger RNA from Drosophila novamexicana, 3719 nucleotides. It is a transcript of the gene Oamb, whose product is annotated as octopamine receptor Oamb. Gene Ontology annotation, molecular function: G protein-coupled amine receptor activity. Gene Ontology annotation, biological process: adenylate cyclase-activating adrenergic receptor signaling pathway. The record is from RefSeq and is a predicted model, not a curated record. The transcript is spliced from 7 exons. NCBI's taxonomy places the organism in Eukaryota, Metazoa, Arthropoda, Insecta, Diptera, Drosophilidae. Bases 1098 to 3071 code for a protein of 657 amino acids. Gene Ontology annotation, cellular component: membrane.
ACGUUCACGUUGACGCCAAUUUUAAGCCGUGCAUAACGGUACAAUAUAAUACGUACUCUGUGUGCGUCUGUGUGUGUGUGCGUAUGUGUGUGUGUAGGCGCCGAAGCAAAGAGCGCUCGGUGUCGUGCAACGAAGCCGUGAUCGCAGCCGCGUUUCCGUUUUACGCAUUCAGUUGCCGUCGAGUCCUCGUAUUGAACAAAAGUGCAAGGAUUCCGCUGUCGAGUGAUGUUCAAGUGAAUUAAUUAAAUAUUGUGCUGAAUAAUAUGAAUCACUGAUGCUGGCACAAGCAAACAAUUCAUGCUAUAGAUAAACCAAUCAUGAAAUAUGUUAAAGCAAACAUAAAUAAUGCGUGACAACAAUUUAAUAGCAACAACAACAAUUGGAGCGUAAGAGACAACAAAUAUAAUAUACAAACUCUAAACAAACUGUCAAGCCGGUUGCCGCCUCUAAAGUGCAUCAACUGCAGCAGCAGCAGCAACAACUAAAAACAACUAAAAACUUGACCGAAUUUGCAAUCAAUUUGGCGUCUCUAAUCUCGACCAGAGUCGCCGUCGCCUUCACGAUCGCAAUGAUUUAUUCAGCAUAUUUCUGAAAAACUGACAAUCUGACAACAGAGAAAAAAAAAGAAAAAUAAAACAGCUAAUACCGACACGUUCAAGCCCAAGCUUUUAGGCAGUCGUGUAAACAGUCGUGCAAACAUUUUGCUGAUGAAUGUGCCGCUGGCUUAGUGAGUGCCAAGGAUGCCAAUGAAAGUGUAGCUCAAAGUGAUUCAUGCCACAUAUUGUUGCAUGUAAACACAAACAACAGACAGUAGUGGCAACUCAAAGACUCUGUUUGCAUAGGACACCAAGGCACAAAGGCUAACCAUUUCCAUGUUCUGAAUGGAGACGACGCGUGGACGCCAACGGGCCACGGCAACCAGACGGAGCUAUCGGGGCAUUCGCAUUGGCCAGUGUUUGCUAACAUCAGCCAAAACAACAACAUGGCCAUAAUAAGGCAACAGCAACGAACUAAAUGUAAUUCAUGGUUACAAAUACCCAACAACCUGCUGCUACUGGUGGUGAACACAAAUAUACACCCAUCACAAAAGUACCGCCAUGAAUGAGACAGAGUGUGAGGAUCUCAUUAAAUCUGUGAAAUGGACGGAACCGGCGAACCUGAUCUCUCUGGCCAUACUCGAGUUUAUCAACGUACUGGUCAUUGGCGGCAAUUGUCUUGUAAUUGCCGCCGUCUUCUGUUCAAACAAAUUACGUAGUGUUACCAAUUUUUUCAUCGUUAACUUGGCCGUUGCCGAUUUACUAGUGGGCCUGGCGGUGCUACCAUUCUCGGCCACCUGGGAGGUGUUCAAGGUUUGGAUAUUUGGUGACGUGUGGUGCCGCAUUUGGCUGGCGGUGGAUGUCUGGAUGUGCACGGCAUCGAUACUGAAUCUAUGUGCCAUAUCUUUGGAUCGCUACGUGGCAGUCACGCGACCCGUCACCUAUCCAAGCAUAAUGUCAACGAAGAAGGCCAAGUCUUUAAUCGCCGGCAUUUGGGUACUCUCAUUUGUUAUAUGCUUUCCGCCUUUAGUUGGCUGGAAAGAUCAAAAGGCCAUGGUACAACCGACCUACACACGGGGAAACUAUACGCUUUACUAUGCCACCACAAUGUCAAGUACACAGGAUGAGCAACUAGAUGUAGGUAGAAUUAAGAAAAAGCAGGAGGAGGCUGCUGCCUCACUGAUUAUUGAAAAUGGCAAUUUCAAUGGCAAUGUCAAUGGCAAUGCUUACAAUCCAUACGAUCCCAACUUUGCGCCAAUCGAUGGCUCCGCUGAGAUACAUAUUGCGGCCAUGACGACGACAACAACAGCAACAGCAAGGACAACCACAACAGCAAAAAGCACAAUUUCGCCUAGCACAGAAAUGGAUUAUGAUCUGUUAAAUGCUCCGGCGGUGAACGUGCCACAGCCGGCAACAAGUUGCCCCUGGAAGUGUGAGCUAACCAAUGAUCGGGGCUAUGUGCUCUACUCGGCACUGGGCUCCUUCUAUAUACCCAUGUUUGUAAUGCUCUUCUUCUACUGGCGCAUCUAUCGAGCCGCUGUACGCACCACGCGUGCCAUUAAUCAGGGCUUCAAAACUACAAAGGGCAGUCCGCGCGAAUCGGGUGGCAACAAUCGCGUGGAUGAUUCCCAGCUAAUCUUGCGCAUCCAUCGCGGACGACCUUGCGGCACACCACAGCGAACGCCACUCUCCGUGCACUCCAUGUCCUCGACGCUGAGCGUGAACAGCAAUGGAGCACCUGGAGCUCCCCCUGGCACGGCAAGUGAAGAUCAGCAGUCAGUGCCGGCUUCUCAGCUGGGCACGUCCAAGCGAGCCACUUCGAUGCGCGUGAAUCGUCAGCGCCACGAGAAGGUUGCCAUCAAGGUGUCUUUUCCCUCCUCGGAGAACGUGUUGGAAUCACCACGUUUAGGUACUACGCAGCAACAGCCACCAGCGCCCCACUAUGCAGUGAUCAGCAGCGGCACAAAAGGCGGCGCCAGCAAUCUUUCCAACGGGCGACGCACCUCAUUCAAGAGCAGCCUCUUCGAUAUUGGCGAAACCACGUUUAAUUUGGACACAGCCAGUAGAGCAGCAGCUGAUCUGGAGAGUGGCAUUUCGACCGGCUCGACGUCGGCCAAGAAGCGCUCCGGCAAACGCAGUGUAAAGUUUCAAGUGAAGCGCUUUCGCAUGGAGACAAAGGCAGCCAAGACGUUGGCCAUUAUUGUAGGCGGCUUCAUAGUUUGCUGGUUGCCCUUCUUUACGAUGUAUCUGAUACGCGCCUUCUGCGAGGACUGCAUACAGCCGACAGUAUUCUCGGUAUUGUUCUGGCUGGGGUACUGCAACUCGGCAAUCAAUCCGGUGAUCUAUGCGCUCUUCUCGCACGAGUUUCGCAUUGCCUUCAAGCGGAUUGUCUGCCGAUGCGUCUGCACUCGCAGCGGCUUCCGAGCCUCUGAGAAUUUCCAAAUGAUUGCUGCACGGGCACUAAUGGCACCCGCCACAUUCCACAAAACCAUUUCGGGCUGCUCCGAUGAUGGUGACGGCGUCGAUUUUAGCUGACUAAUCGGCAACUACGAGACGAGUCCGCUGCAGCGCACUGCCUCGCUGCCGCAAGAAGCCAGCACUAGGGAUGGCGAUGUGGAUACCACGGGCAGCACCAGACGUAUACGGCGCGGUGGCUUCUGCAAGGGUCGUGUACUCUAAGCACACCAAAGCAGCAGCCACAACUACAACUACUUACAAAUACUUGACAUAAGGCAAUGCAUUUCGCUUUUGUACUUUUGUAAACGCCGCCAGCCCAAUUGACAUUGACAGUAUUCGCAUUGAACAACGUUGUAACUUUAUGGCAAUAAUUUUCACGUAUUUAACUAGGCAUAAGGCAUACAUAUACUUACACUUAUACCUGUAGUUGUAAGCUUAAUUAAUGUGACAUAAUGAUAACCAACACACUUUCAGUUAAGUACUUAGAGAUAACUAUAUUAAGCAGGCCCCAUUUGUUCAAUUUUGCCGCUGGCAAAGUGAAUCAGUUCAGUUACAUGAGUUACAUGCUAGUAGUUAAUGAAUAUAUGUGUGUAUGUGUGUAUCGGCCAAUAAUUUGGUUAGGUCAACAGCAUUUUCAAUAAAAAUGAAAGCAAACAAAGAGCAAAAAACGAGCGCCGACAAAAUAAAAGGUAAUUUGUAAUAAGAGCAAUUGGAAGACACAACAGU